This is a messenger RNA of Lingula anatina, 2138 nucleotides long. RefSeq lists its product as uncharacterized. The record is from RefSeq and is a predicted model, not a curated record. NCBI's taxonomy places the organism in Eukaryota, Metazoa, Brachiopoda, Lingulata, Lingulida, Lingulidae.
UUUGCGCCAAGGGGUGUGUCAUUCAUCCAUUUAAACAUAUGUCACGCUUCCCUUUGCACAAGCGUCGGCUGAAGCGUGUGGAGAGAAAUCGCACAGUGAUCACAACCUGAUAGUUGAACACACCCGACAGAACAAGCAUGGAGAAGAUUAAUCAGGCCCAUCUUAACAAGAGAAGCUACUACCACAUUCCUCAAAUUACGUCAUACGCUUACGUCACCUUGCACGAGGCGUUCGACAUCACAGCACAACUAUAUCCCACCAAAAAUGCCGCCGUUUUUUACCAGACCCGAGAGCAGCGAGAGAGUAUGACAUUUUCUGAACUAAAGAAACAGUCCAUCUCAUUGGCCGAGUCACUCCGUCGCCGUGGUUACUCACGUGGCGACCGCGUGGCAUUUAGCUCGCCGAACUGCAUUGAGUUUUUCCCGCUCACUUUGGCUUUGUCUCGUCUAGGAUGCAACAUGUUCAUGUUGAGCAAUUUGAACAACCUUUGCGAUGACGUGCUGGAAUACAAAUGCCGCGCUUUAAUGUUGUACGUGGGAAAUGAUAAGGAGAGGGAAAUAUACAGAGAAAUCGCCUCCAGGGUACCUCAAGGGACCAACCCAUUGAGCGACAUCGUCGUUUUUGGACCUUACGGCGACGAUGUUCUUGGGACUGGUGCUUCGCUAAACAAUCUAAUCAAGGGAGAAGAAAAUGUCACCCCGAUAGAUGGAGCAGCGGAACAAGUCGACCCAGACGACCCUAUGUGCGUCUUCUUCACGUCUGGUUCCACUGGGAAGCCGAAAGGCAUUCAGUUGACCCACAAUGCCUACAUCAACUGGGCCCGAAUGGACGUGGCGUCUUUCGCAGGCGCUGACAGCGUCUUAUUUAACGACCGCCCGAUGACCUGGUUAGGUGGACACGGACUGAUUAUGGAAAUGGCCGUCUGCGGGACAACCGCUCUCACUGUCAGCUCCAGUCUCGUUGUCGCGGAAGGAGAGGUGGACUUCGUCUUCACCAUCUUGAAAAGAGAGAGUGUCACCAACACCGUUAUGAUGCACUAUUUCAUCGUGGACCUUUUAAACUACAGUGAUGCCGUUUCGUUCUGUCAGGUACCCAGUCUUCGCUAUAUCGUAACGGGCGGGCAGGUGAUGGACAGAGAUCAGCUUAAGAAGCUCCUGACCCUCUUCCCUAACAUCAAACAGAUCACAGUCGGGUAUGGAUCCACCGAUGCCGGACCGAUCGCCCUGCAGGACGUGACGUAUGACACCAGAAGUGACAAAAUGCAGGUGAUAGAUGGCGUUGAAGUGAAAGUCGUUGAGCCGGACACCAAUCGCGAUGUACCUCCUGGGUCCGCGGGUGAAAUUUGCGUCCGUAACCCCAUGAUUUACCGCUGCCUUUACAUGGACAACGAGGCGGCUUCCCAGGCAGCGUUUGACGAGGCGGGCUGGUUCCAUACCGGUGACAUCGGCACCAUGACCACCGACGGUCAACUCUCUGUCUCGGGCCGCAAGGACGAUAUGAUUAAACGGGCGACUGUCAAGGUCUUCCCAGCCGAAGUAGAGGCCGUCAUCGCUCAAAACCCAGCCGUUAAAGACGUCAUCGUGGUAGGUGUACCAGAUAUCCGGUUACGAGAGGAGCUCUGCGCAUGCGUUAUCAUGGAGAGCAGCGGGGAUGUAGAGGGACUGGAGAGUUGGUGCAAGAAAAAGUUUUCUGUGGGGCCGGAUGGCUUGUCACUGGCGCCGAAGUAUUAUCUUCAGUUCGAAGAAUUCCCUUUAACAGGCACCGGAAAGACGCAACGAAAGUCUAUAAGAGAAAAAGCUUUAGAGAAACUGAAAUUAUGAGAAGUUACUCUGUACAUGUAGAAUAAUUGACUAAAAGCAUCUAAUUAGGGGGGAAAUUUUGAUGAGUUAUAAUUGUUUGGAAAAAGAAAUAGUUAAUGACAAAGGACACAUUUCAGGGAAAAAAAACAUAGGUACUGUACGAGAAAAAGAAAAAAGAAAUGUGUGAUGAAGACAAAUGGUCUUUAAUUAUAUUGGAUAGUUUCGCUAUAGUGUAUUUGCAAAUUCAGUAGAAUUAUGGAGAUACUAAAGCAUGAAAUGCUACAGCAUGUAAAAAAUAAAUAUUUUUACCAGCCAGUAUUUCAUCUGCAUUCAGCUAUU